Molecule: messenger RNA, 1571 nt
Organism: Aedes albopictus (Asian tiger mosquito)
Lineage: Eukaryota; Metazoa; Arthropoda; Insecta; Diptera; Culicidae
Exons: 3
Coding region: 432-1388 (318 amino acids)
Molecular function (GO): phosphatase activity
Source: RefSeq, a predicted model, not a curated record
CUAUAUCAUAAACGCUAUCAGUCUAUUCAGUUCGUUUUGGGAUUACUCUUUCAUUUUGCUUCAUCCUUAUCCCAAGUCUUCCUGGUGAUCCUUGCUUACCUGAUAUCAACUGUGGAAGAUUUUAGGAUUUUAGUUCAAUGACUCUCCAAUAGACCUAUCCUGAGAAUGUAUUGGUAACGGACACAUCCAUGCGCACAUAGCAUACCGUCACCUCAAGUAGGUAACCGAGAGUAUACCUCGAUGGAAAUUUUUCACGGAACAACUCCGGGUAGAUCCCAUCUCCAUAAAAAGAGCGCUCUCGUCCGGAGAGUUCAUCAGUACCAAAAUUGAUUUUGGACAGACAGGUUUACUAUUCGAUCGCUUAAAACAGUUUGAAAUUCACUUUUUUACGUUCGCCGUUAUUCAUUUCGAUUCACUCAAAUCAAUUCAUCAUGAAAUACCAAAAUGGACAAAUCCGCCACAUCUUGGACCUGUCCAAGGACGAGAAGCGCAAGUUCGCCCAAUCGUUCGACACUAUCAUGUCGGACUGCGACGGAGUUGUUUGGCACUUCACCGGACCGAUUCCCAAUGUGGACAAGGCAUUGCAACUGCUCAAGCAGAAAGGCAAGAAGCUGGCAUUUAUCUCCAACAACGGCAUGCGCACCAUGGAAGAGUAUAAGCAGAAAUUUCUCAAGCUUGGGAUACCUUCCCACGAGCUGGAAAUUGUGCAUCCGGCGUUAACAACAGUUCGGUACCUGAAGGCAAUCAACAUGCAAGAUGCGGUCUACUGUAUUGCAACCGAGGUGUUCAAGGAUUAUUUGCGCAACGAGGGAUACGUGGUUUUGGAUGGGCCCAAGGAGCAGUUCUCGGACGAUAGGGCGGCCGAUUCCGUUCGUGUAUUCACGGAGUACUUUGAAGAAACCGAAAGUCCCAAGGUAGGCGCCGUCAUGAUGGAUUUGGACUGCAACGUUUCGUUGGCUCACCUAAUGCGCGCCAAAUGCUAUCUUCAACGAAAUCCCAACUGUUUGCUGCUUGCCGGUGCUACCGACUAUAUCGUACCUCUGGGAGGUGAUGGUCGUGAUGUGAUGGGACCUGGCUACUUUUUGGAAAUCUUGGAACGAGCAACUGGUCGUGAGGCUUUGGUUCUGGGAAAACCUGGACAAGCCUUAUCGCAGUUCAUUCUGGAACAGUUCAAUGUGACACAACCGAAGAGAACGCUGUUCAUCGGAGAUAUGUUGAUGCAGGACAUGGGAUUCGGAUCGCGGUGUGGAUUCCAGAAGCUACUGCUGCUGAGUGGUGGAACCUCGUUGGAAAUGUUGAUGGCUCACAAUAAGCCGGAGGAGUUACCUGAUUUCUACGCAGACAGCUUUGCCGACUUCAUUCAACUUUACAAGGAUAUUGCGGAAUAAGAUGGAGACAAGAAACUAUGUACAUAUAGUGUUAAAGUAUUACAAUAAGCACGUCACUGUGAUUGAUUAUGGUAAUUGAUGAAGUGGGUUUCUCUUACUAUAAGUUAUGAUUGAGUAUAUUUUAAUGAAUGAUAAUUUAAAGUAAGAUAGGUUCCUACGUAGAUUUAAUUUAUUAUUACAUAC